UCUAAUCGUAUAUAUAAUCGAAGAACAUACAGAAUUAAUGGAAGACGUUCGAAACAGUUUAAACUGGCUUCAUUUGUCAUGAUUAUAACUGAAAUUUUUGGACUUAUUAUAAUUUCAUUCUGUUUAUCCAGAUUUACUUCCUCGAUUUACGGAAAUUACAACGAGAUUAAUAAAUUUUCCUCAUGCGGAUUUUCUCUGGUUUUUAAAUUGAAGAUGCUGAAUUUUAUGAAGAGAUUCGGGAAAACACCCAUUGGAAUUUCUUUCGGUGGAUUUUUUCGGGUCAAACGCAAUUUCCCGAUUAAAAUGCUGAGUAGUCUUUACUCUAUUCUUUCUGCACUCAUCGAAUUGGGAAAGAAAAAUAAAAGUACGAAAUGUACUUCAUCACGUUUCCUGAAUGCGAGUAAUAUUCAGAACACAUCACUGUAUUGAGAACGUU
Messenger RNA from Centruroides sculpturatus (bark scorpion), 436 nucleotides. RefSeq lists its product as uncharacterized. The coding region runs from base 79 to 429 and encodes 116 amino acids. The transcript has 5 exons. Lineage: Eukaryota; Metazoa; Arthropoda; Arachnida; Scorpiones; Buthidae. The record is from RefSeq and is a predicted model, not a curated record.